GAUUUUUUCACAGCCCAUUGUAAGCAAUCAGGCAAAUAGAAGCUUGCAGUCUUGUAGUGCACAGGCACUUCUUUUUAGAAGGCAGAGAGCAAUGCUCAGUCUACUGACAGGCGAGCCAGCAGACCGACAAGAAUUCAGGACAUAUUCUCAUAGCACUAACAGACGGUAACACCACCAGUGGGUCUCCUGAAGCCCACUUUGACUCUCCUGGGUGUGAUUGCUCCUGACUGCACAUUCAUCCUCGUCUGUUGCUGGCAGUGAAACCCUGCAGAUGCACUCAACCGCAGGCCUGCUUCUCAACCCUGCAUCUGUCUCAACACUCGCUCUCAAGCUGUGGGAAGACGACCCGCAUGUUUUAUUGACACAGCUACAGGUGGUUUGAGUUUUAGCCUCUGGUGGACUGGGAGGGUUUUUUUUCCAGUGUGGUGAGUUGCGGUGUCUUUGGAACCAGUAUGUUGUCUACUGUUGUGGGAUGUUUGGUAUUCACCCUGCUGGGCUCAGGGCAGGCUCAAGUUGCUGCACAGAGCCAGAGUCAGGGCCAGAGUCAGGGCCAGGGCCAGGGGCAGGACGGCUCUGCCACCCCAUGGAGGCAGGUGAUUCAGUGGGAGAACAAUGGCCGGGUGUUUAGCCUGCUUAACAGUGGAGCUGAAUAUGUCCCUGCUCGAGCAGGGGCCCAGGACAGAGCUCCCAGGGUGGUUGUGGCAGAUUCUCAUCCACGCUCACCAGGCAGGCCUCAGGGAGGUAAUGUCCGCCGACAGGCCCCUUCAAGAGGGUCCUCUGAGACUGUCCGUGGGCAGGCAAGACAUCCUUUUGGCUUUGGGCAAGUACCUGAUAAUUGGAGAUUAACUGCAGGCAACACAGGUGGGAGCCAGUUCCAGGGAUCAUCUGCCAGUCGCUUCAGGCCAUCCACAGGCUCUUCAUCCUCCUCAUCAUCAUCCUCGUCUUUCUCUUCAUCCUCUUAUAAUUUACCAUCCUACCCACAAUACCAGUUUCCUCAACAGACUCCCUAUCAACCAGUGCCUUAUGACCCUAGUUAUUUGGAGGCACCAGUCAGGAGCUAUGAGCCUCCCUUUCAACCUGUUGGUGGUGGAGGAUAUCCCGUUGGAGGAUACGGUGUUGGCCAGGCUUAUCCUGGAGGAGGGUAUGCAGGUGGUGCAGCCCCAGUGCUCCCUGGCUCCCCAUCCGAUUUUACUGAUGAUGGCUACCGUUACUUCCAGUCUUACAGCUACGGGUCCGUUCCUGCGGUUCCUGCCGUUCCUGCCGUUCCUGCCGUUCCUGCCGUUCCUGCACGUGCUGCACAACCACCAUUCGCAGAUGGUCUGGACCGCAGAUACACCCACAGUCUCUUCAAUGAGGACACGGCUCCUGCUGUCCCUGCCCCCAUUCCCAACCAGGCCACACCGAUGUUAGUGGACAGGACUGGACCGGCAGUGCAACCACAAAUCAGGAGCCCUCAAUAUGAGCAGUUUCCUCCAUUUGGAAGACCCCAACCUCCUUUCCUGCAACCCAUUCCUGCAGGAAGAAGUUCUCCAAACUCUGCCGUUGAGAACCCCAAUAUGAGUGUUGGAAGUGUGUACCGGCAGGAACAGAUAGGUUUUCCUGACCUGGUUCCUGAUCCCAAUUAUGUGCAGGCCUCCACAUACAUCCAGAGAGCGCACAUGUAUUCUCUCCGCUGUGCUGCGGAGGAAAAAUGUCUGUCAAGCUCUGCCUAUGGCCCUGAGACCAGUGACUAUGAUGUAAGGGUCUUGCUGCGAUUCCCACAGAGGGUGAAGAACAAGGGCACUGCCGACUUCAUGCCGAACAGGCCACGUCACACCUGGGAGUGGCAUAGCUGUCAUCAGCACUACCACAGUAUGGAUGAGUUCAGCCAUUAUGAUUUACUGGAGGCCAGCACUGGCCGUAAAGUGGCAGAGGGGCACAAGGCGAGCUUCUGUCUGGAGGACACCACCUGCGACUUUGGUCACCUGAAGCGCUACGCCUGCACCUCUCACACUCAGGGUCUGAGCCCCGGCUGCUACGAUACAUACAAUGCUGAUAUCGACUGCCAGUGGAUCGAUAUCACAGACAUCAAACCUGGAAACUACAUUCUAAAGCUCCAGGUUAAUCCCAAAUUCUUGGUAAAGGAAUCCGACUUCACCAACAACGUGGUCAGGUGUAACAUUCACUAUUCAGGACGGUUUGUUCGAACAACCAACUGCAAGAUAGCACAGUCUUGAACAGGCACUGGGAGGCUGCCACACUAGAGUGACCCUGAUUGCUAUUCCAUUGAAAUGUGAAUGGAAUCCAUUUGUUCUUAGUUCAUUGUUGAUGUUGUUUGUCUCUACUCUUUUUUUUUUGCUGUUUUGUAUCCUGCACCUGUGUUGAACAAGUGCUCUCCGGCACUGAGAAGAAUGUCGAGGGGAUGAGGGUUAUUAGACACACAAUACAUAUUAUACAUCGAUAUCACAAUAAUGAACCAACAAUUCAGAUCCCUGCAAUCGACAAACUAUAUUGCAACCCUAUCAAUCAGGUUUGGACACACAUUAGGACAUAUUAUUGACUGUCAAAGACAGCUUUACUGUAUCUGCACACAUUAAUCUAUACGCACACCCCCACACAGUGGCUCUCCUUGAAUUUUAAAUAAAGCAUAAAAUUGUGCCAGUGCUGAAAGGAGUGACUCUUAACAGGUCAGGGCUCAGACGAAAUCCCCCAAAAACUAAAUUAGGAGACAAAGUCUUCUCAAGUGCAUUCACCCGUGCAGUGUGGGGGCAGACAAAGAUACCCAGUGACUCUGAAGAACUAUAAUGUGCUAGCUUUGUUUUUUGUCUUCACUGCCUCAGUGGGUGGGAUACUGUGACUCUCUGGGCACAUGCUGUUUAAUGUUAUGUUAUCAGCAAGAAGAGGACAGCAGGUCCUAUUUUCAUUUUUCAGCCCCAUCAAAUUGUAAAGUCCGGAUAAAGACAGACUGUCAAUGCUGGGUGCUGCACCUUUGUGUCCCCAUUCGUCCUUUCUUAUUUCAGUAAUACAGGAACAGGAAGCUCCGCUGGCAGAAAAUGGUGCUUUCCAGAAAACAAGACUGGCAGUAUGUUAACUCUGUGUUUACACUGUGUUUACACUGUCCUGGAGUCUCUUCUUCAACUACCAACACUGGUCAGAUGGCACAUAUGUCAUCUAUACCUUUUGAAGAAUGUAUAUACAAAUAUUCCACACGUGCAUGACUUUAACGGUGGAGAUUAUUUUGUUGUAACUGUUUGUACUUUGUUUAUCCAUUCUGACCUGUUACUGUAAUUUGUGAAAUCUUAUAUAUUUUCUUGAUAAUCUGAAUUAUACAAAGUGUAUGUGUUAUUGGAAGGAAAAAACACUACUGCUACAGACUUAUUAUUAAUGCAGAGUGCCAGAAAGUCGUCUACCUACCUCUCCAACCGAGUGAGCUGUUGAUUACUGUUAAUUGUUUAGUUUCCAUUGGAGAAUCCUGCAAUGGCUGUUUAUGACAGCACACAGGCAACCUUCAACUCUACUGCCUCUAUCAAAGUAUACAUGAUCUGGUACAGCAGACAAUGACGUACCUUUAUUACAAACAUCUUAAAGUCAUAAUCCUUAAGAUUUCCGAUAUGGCUAUGGCACAUGACACAGGUGACACAUUCCGUUUAAUACAACAGUUCCCAGAAUUCUACAGGCAGAGGAACAACAGUGUGAUUUCAUGCUGCACAUGGUACAAAGUAGGCAGAGGAAGAAGUCGUUCUCCACCCAACAGAAGGACACAGUAACAGGAGGAGUUGCAGUUGUAGUCAGUUGCCUGCAGCUCUUCAUGUAACACCUCCCUGUCCUGGUCCUUUCUUACGUAUUCCUUUCUGCAAUAUUUCAAACUGAGGAAAUGCAUGUGAAUAUUCAGAACCUGUCGGUGAGGGACAAGAUACUGUGGCUGGAAGCCUUCUGGUUUCCGUGUAUAGUUUGACCAAUAACGUUUAAUGCAGAUUAAUUAAAAAGCCAGACUGCGGACAACCAAAGCCUGCUCAAUCUGCAUUCAUAUGCAGCUAGCUGUUAAUAGAGAUUAGCCAAAAUGUCGGCUGAACCUAAAACACCUACAGAAAGUAUCACUGCUUGUGUUUUGUGUGGAGAAAAGUUUGACUCGAACAUUGAACAGUGUGUGGCAAACUGAAAACGGAGUCCAUUGCCUUUACCCCCGGAAGCUUAUUUGUCGUCAGACAAUAGCCAAUGGUGUCCAAGAUUGUUGUUAAUCUGAGUUAAACAGUAAAGGAUGAUAUCAGUGAGAUACAUUUACCAACAGCAGCACUGGAGUACUUGCCUGUACUGUUGUGUAAUGCAUAUGGGGGCAGUUUUAAUGGAGUUUGGAAAUAGUGAAUCCUGCCACUAACAAUUACAGCGAAAUGGGAUUUGACAACAUGACAAUCUUAAGGAUUAUUACUUUCAGAAUGUGUAUGAAUGUGAUUACAACAUUUCCCAGCAAUAAUCCGGAUCAAACAACGACAAACCACCAACAUUAUUAAAUGUGGUUUUUCAUUCUGCAAUUUCUGCGUUCUGUUUCUAAUGUAGAAUAGGCCUAUUGCACCUAGUACAUACAUCUGUCAUCUUGUACUGUAAAAAGUCAGUUGUUUAAUUUGAUCCACUCUGGUAGCUCACGAUUAAACUGUACAUUUGCUGAGAAAGAUGCAUCAACAUGUGACUCUGACAUCAAGUGGAACAACAACACAAACGUAGGUGACAGUUAAGCAGCAUCCUUGACACGCAGUGAUGGAAUUUGUAUUCAACACCUGUCAAAAUGUCAUAUAGCCUACAAUAAAUGCAUUUACACAUCUGCUGGGCUCAGAGUGGGAUAUGAAUGCUAUUCAGCUUUCCUUACAGUGGUGGUUCAUUCUUCGUAUGAGACCACAUCGACAGGUUUACAUAGAAUGCAUGUCAGUAGAUCCAAAAGAAGUGGCAAAUGAAAAGUGUGACAAAUUAUUGGAAUCGUCUGCUCCAUAGAAGAUUAGGUGUGAUUUGUUUAAUACAUUAAGGCAUUUU
Hippoglossus stenolepis (Pacific halibut) is the source of this 5001-nucleotide messenger RNA. It is a transcript of the gene loxl1, whose product is annotated as lysyl oxidase-like 1. The record is from RefSeq and is a predicted model, not a curated record. Gene Ontology annotation, biological process: peptidyl-lysine oxidation. Gene Ontology annotation, molecular function: copper ion binding; protein-lysine 6-oxidase activity. Lineage: Eukaryota; Metazoa; Chordata; Actinopteri; Pleuronectiformes; Pleuronectidae. The coding region runs from base 453 to 2216 and encodes 587 amino acids. The transcript has 7 exons.